GCACAGACAGGAACAAAAACCACUCCGGUAAAUUCCGUGUAGCUCUGUGGGCAGAUUCAUUACUCUGAUUUGAAUGAUUUGUGAUGUGUUUAUAACACAACCAGUUGAGUAUAAAGAGUCAGUCACAAAGUAGUCAACUGGUUGGUUGAAAAAAUAUCCUGGUCUGAAUUUGUACUUUCUGAACCCAAACAUUUCAUCUCUGGUUUUUAAAAUGGAUGCCAAACUAGGCAUUACAAGAAAAUACGAUGAAACUCGAUAUACUGAAUGUCUUUAAUCACCGAGAGUAUAUAUGAGCACUGGAUGAAUUCAUUUGCUUUAUUCCGGCUUAUAAAUACAACUUUAUUGUCCUGCUUAUACGUUUAAUUCAGCAGCGUCUCUGGGCUGUUUUAAUAUGCAGGCAAUUAAGUUUGUCUUCUUUCAUGCAAUACCUCCCGCCUACCACUUAACUCGAUUUUUCAUUCUUUUACCGUCAGCUUUAUACGUUAAAUUGUCCGUUGUCGGUGGGGAUCGCCUCAUUCAGUUGAGGCCAGCAGGGAUUUGGUUGCGCACAUACCACUCAGUGCUAAAUUUAGGAGCGUCGGCAUUAGGGGACCGUGCACGCGCUGCAGAGUCCGCUGGACCCCGGCGGCCGCGCGUCACCCCCUAGGCAAGAUGCGGAAGCAGAGAGGGACAUCUCCCCAGCCUCGUGACACGACCUUAAUGUCAUCUUCAGACGUCAGCUGCAUGCCAAGUCAGCGGGCUGCCACAGGGAGCCGAGCUGAAAGCCUGUCGAGUUGGACCACCUGCAGAACCAGCUUUGCCAUGUGUCCAGGAACUCGACUCCGAAUCCAGGUGGACCAGCUGGAGCACGAAGUGCGUGAAAGGCUGCGAGGCGGGGGCUCCGCCCACCUGCGACACCUGUUCAGCAACAACGACCGCAAGGGGCGGGGCCAGAUGGACAGAGACUUGCUGCUCCUGGUUCUCACUAAGUUCCUGGGUCGGUUCAUCAGUGUCAGACAGUUCCGGCAGCUUCUGCUCAGACUGCACCUGGCAGAGAAGCCGCUCAUCACCUACGAGGAGCUGCGUGCGGUUCUGGGGGCACCAGUUGGCACCCGGUCCCAAGAUGCGAUCGGACCCAUCCAGCAGCCCACCGGCGCCACCUUGUGGACCUCCUCCCAGGUCCAUUCACUCCUGCGGGGCCCGGAGCAGAGCAGAUUUCUGGAUGCGGUAGAAUCAUUGCAGUCGAAAGGCAUCGAGGGGUCCAGCUGGAUCACAGCUGCACAGCUGAAGAAGAUUUUGGAAGAACUUGGUCUCUACAUGGAGAGUCAGGACUUCAUGAAGCUGUGGAAGAGAUAUGACGAAAGCGGACUGGGAGCCAUCAAGAUAGAGUCGAUGUUGAAGAAGCUUGGAGCCAAUCUCAGAAAGAGGCCAAAUUCUGGUGGAAAUAUAGGCGAACGAGUCUCCAAGGAGGCUGACUGUGCACAAACAGACCCCAAGCGGAGCCUGUCCAAAGCCGAGGAGGAGAGGCGGGGCUCCGUGGCCGUGGAGAGAUGGCUGAAGGACAGAUUCAGGGAGAGCGUCCAGAACCUGAAGGCUGAGUUUGACAAACUGGAUCCUGACAAAACCGGCAAAGUGCAGCCUGAGGGUUUCCUGAGGGUGCUACGUAAGUUCAACCUGCACCUGAGGUGGAAGCACCUGGGCCUCUUCCUGGCCAGAUGCGGCCUGGAGGUCCAGAGGACUGGCAUUGAUUACCCAGAGUUCCUGAGGCGCUUCCAGGACCGGGGCGAUGAGGGCGUCUUGCAGCGGAUCCUGUCUGACCCGAAGCACAAAUUCCACAAGGGUGGUGGCACUGGUCAUGCCUCCUCAGUGACAGUGGCCGAGGCCCGGCUGGCCCACCUUUUCCAGUCAGAGUACCUGGGGCUCCUGGAGGCCUUCAGGAGCCUAGACAAGUAUGGCAAGAAGACAGUGAGCCAAGAGGAGUUUCGGGCAGUUUUGGAGAGCAGGUACCCGCCUUGGUGUCCCUCCUGCCAGUGUCCCUCAUUCUGGUUUCAGCUGGUGAUGACCGACCCCCAGUUUGAACAGCUGCUGGACAGCCUGCCCCUGGACGAGGACGGAAAUGUCCAGUACGCCCUCUUCAUGGCCCCCUUCGACACACGGGGUGGAGCAGCGAGUCUCUUUGAACCCCAGGCCAAGGUGGGCGAGAGCCAGGAGGCGGCCCGGGAGGAGCCAAGGGAGGUGGGCCAAGAUAGGAGUAACGCUGAGCUGUUCAGGAUCAUUAAGAACCUGAUCAGACAGGAUUUCCAGGCGCUGCAAGGAUCUUACGAGCAGAUGGACGCGGCAAACACCCGACGCAUGAGCCAGGAAACCAUGUUUCAGCUGCUCCGGAAAUUCAAUAUCCAGCCCGAAGUGAGCCGGGGGGAAAUCCGGCGCCUCUGGGGGACGCUGCUCACCAACCGGGACCACACGCUGGACUUCCUGCACUUCGUGCGGCACUUUGGCCACUCCCCCAAGUCAGCUUGCUUCCCCAACGCCAAGGUUAGUCCCCCCCGGUGGGGGGACGCGGACCGCCGGCGGCGCUCCAGGAAGCUGAACGCUGUCUAUGACAUCCUGGCGGACAACGUGCGGGCCAAGGUCGAGCUCUUGCACCACGACCUCCAGGGUGAGUUUGAGGACCUAGACCCUUACAGGACCGGGUUCAUCAGCCGGGAGGAGUUUGGCCACAUCCUGAGAGACCUCUGCUCCCAGCUCACUCGGCACGAAUGUGACAUCCUGGGAGAGAAGUUUGACAUUAACGGCGACGGUAGGGUAUCCUACAUGGAGUUCCUGAAGCCGUUUGCGUCACAAGAGAGGGGGCACCCAUGCGGCUCCAAUAUGGCUGUCGUCCUGCACUCCUCCCAGGACUCAGGGGGUCCGCCGGCAGAGGAGACCCCUCGGGGGUCCGGCCCGAGGCUGAAGCAGCGGAGGGAGGUUCGGGCACUGCGUAGAGCUUUCCGGAAGCUAGAUGGCACAGGACGCGGCCUUCUGCCCACCACCGAAUUCCGAGCUGUCCUCAAGCUGCACGGAGUCGCCCGGGACGACGAGGAGGCGACCGGCACGCUGGCGCCGUACCAGCGGGGGGGCAGCGGGCUCGUCGACUACAGCAGGUUCCUGCGGGAGGCGUGCGGGUGGCGGGCAUGCAGGAGCGCCGCCACCAGCUACUCCACCUCCACCUGUACCUCCCUCUACACCUCCACCCGCACCUCCACCUGCGAGUAGCUGGAAUGCUGCUGCAGUACCAUUUCCGUGGAACUUUCCAUCGGUCUUUUCACAUGGUUUGGGUUAUAGGUGUACUACAGUAAGUGUCUGCUUUUACCAGAACUGGUAAGAGAGAAGGGAGAUAUCAGUCUAAAUUCAGAUACAUAUAUAGUCUAAGAUAUACGAUUUUAAUUAUCUGGGUAAUUCCUGAUACAUGUAUAACCUUAGAUAUCUAAAUUCAGAUACCUUUGUAAACAUUAGAUAUACAUUAGUGUAGAUAUAUCUAAAUUCAGGUACAUGUAUAACAUAACCUUAGUGCUCCUUAGCCCGGUCCUGGGGGCCCUCAGGCAGGUCACAUUUCUGCUACCGUCUGGCUCCCUUCUGCCUAUUAACCUGGCUCACUUUUGUGGUCACACAGGAAGAUGCUAGACCGAGGGAUGCAGUAAAUAUCUUUGCACGCUGCAGUGGUG
Molecule: messenger RNA, 3683 nt
Organism: Paramormyrops kingsleyae
Lineage: Eukaryota; Metazoa; Chordata; Actinopteri; Osteoglossiformes; Mormyridae
Product: EF-hand calcium-binding domain-containing protein 6
Molecular function (GO): calcium ion binding
Source: RefSeq, a predicted model, not a curated record